CGAAAACCAUUGUGUUUCAGCCCCCUUUGAGGACCAGGGCCUCUCGCCUCACGGGAAAUCUCGUUCAUCUAUCCUUGAUCGACAGAAAGUGCAGAAUCAACCGACCCACCGAAUUCACCAGGUUCAUUCAGUCAUUCUUAUUAUGCGGCUCAUGAUGUCUUGGUGCUCUUGCUUGGUCGUCAUCUUUCUACUUCAGCCAAGUCAUGGAACCAGCGUUUCGGCUUACAAUAUUACUGCAUCGGAGCCACUCUUUCCGAACCAAACCCUCGUCUCCUCUGGACAAAUAUUCGAGCUUGGGUUCUUCACGCCGAGCGGGUCAGAAAAUCAGUAUGUUGGCAUAUGGUACAAGAACUUGCCGCCUUCUAAGAUAGUGUGGGUGGUCAAUAGGGAACGGCCGCUUGCGUCCACAGAUAGGUCUGCAAAAUUAACGAUAGGCAGUGAUGGGAAUUUGAACCUCAUGGAUGGACAACAAAAUAUAGUUUGGUCUACCAAUGUCUCUAGUUCGUCAAAUCAUACUUCGGCGGCACUAUUAGAUAGUGGAAAUUUUGUACUGCAGGAUGCAAAUUAUAGUAAAAUAUGGAGAAGCUUCGAUGAUCUGACAGAUACUCUUCUUCCGGGCAUGAAGAUGGGAGUAAAUGCCAGGACUGGGGAGAAACUCUAUUUAAUUUCCUGGAGAAGCGACAGUGAUCCGUCCCCUGGAAGGUUCUUGACUGGGAUAACAUCGGAGAGGCCGCCUCAACUUUUCACUUGGAAUGGUUCCACCCCUUACUGGAGAGGCGGACAAUGGGACAAAUCGAAAUUUAUCGGCAUAAAAAACAUGGCCCGAUCGUACUCGAAUGCAAUCAAUGUCGAGCAAGAUAUUCAGCAGGGGACCACUUACUUAUCUUUUGAUUUACGCAAGCAGACCUAUGCAUACAUAUCUGUUUUCCCUGGAGGAUUGCUUAAGCCAAUGAUCUGGGAUGAUGGAGCUAAGGUGUGGUUGGCACUUAGGGCAGCACCGAACAAUACUUGCGAGACUUAUGGAACUUGUGGUCCUUUUGGAGUUUGUAACUCAAUGAGUUUGCCUAUUUGCAGAUGCUUAAAUGGGUUUGUGCCAAAGUCAAAUGAAGAAUGGAACAGUGGAAACUGGACCGGAGGAUGUGUAAGAGAGACAGAAUUGUAUUGCCAGAAAAACACAAGCACAUCGGCUUCAACAAUUUUAAAGCAAGAUGCCUUUCGGCAAAUGAGCCGGAUGAAACUACCUGACUCUGAGGAUUAUUUAUCAGACAUUGGAGAUCAAGAAGGAUGUUUAAGCUGGUGCCUGAGCAACUGUUCUUGCUUGGCUUAUUCUUAUGUCAGCACCAUCGGGUGUAUGGUUUGGACUAAAGAAAACCUCAUCGAUCUUGAGGAAUUUUCCACAGCUGGAGAAAAUCUAUUUGUUCGAGUUGCACAUGUAGAAACAGGAGGAUCAUCGCAGAAAGCCGUUAUCAUCAGCCUGAGUACUGUUGCUGGGAUCCUGUUCUUUGCAGUAUUUGUUUUUGGUCUUUGCAAAUGGAGAGCUAAGAAAAGAGGUAAACCUGAAAAGCCGGCAAACUGCUACAAGGAAAUGCAUGGAAAGAGCAUUUGAAGGAAGAUGAUGCACUGGAAUUGACUGUUUUCAGUUUUGAUGGCAUACUACUUGCUACGAACAAGUUCAGCACGACAAGUAAACUCGGGCAAGGAGGGUUUGGCUCUGUUUACAAGGGAAAGAUGAAUGAUGGGAAAGAGGUAGCUGUGAAAAGACUUUCUAGUAGCUCGGCCCAAGGUGUUCAAGAGUUCGAGAAUGAGAUAGUCCUAAUAUCAAAACUCCAACAUCGAAAUCUGGUUAAACUCAUUGGGUGCUGCAAUGAAGGAGAUGAAAAAAUUUUGGUAUACGAGUACUUGCCAAACAAAAGCUUGGACUCCUUUCUUUUUGAUUCAAAAAAGAAGGUAGAACUCGACUGGGGCAAACGAUUCCAAAUUAUUGAGGGAAUUGCAAGGGGGCUUCUCUACCUCCAUCGAGAUUCUUGCCUUAGGGUCAUACACCGUGACUUAAAAGUGAGCAAUAUUCUCUUGGAUGAAAAGAUGAACCCAAAAAUUUCAGAUUUUGGGCUGGCACGGAUGUUCGAGGGCACUCAAAUUUUGGUGAACACUCACAAAAUUGUUGGAACCUUUGGUUAUAUGUCUCCUGAGUACGCUAUGGGCGGAAUAUUUUCCGAGAGGUCUGAUGUCUAUAGCUUCGGAGUGUUGCUACUGGAGAUUGUUAGUGGCAGAAAGAACUCAGCCUUGUUUGAUCAAGGAUAUCUCAAUCUCCUUUCCUAUGCAUGGCAAUUAUGGAGUGAAGGCAAAGCAUUGGACCUACUGGAUGAAGCUAUUGCUCUUAGCUUUCCAUUGGAGGUAAUAAGAUGCAUCCACAUUGGGCUUCUCUGUGUCCAGGACCAUGCUAUGGAUAGACCAAACAUGACGAAUGUGGUUCUAAUGCUAAGCGGUGAAUCAGAUCUUCCUCGGCCGAGACAACCUAUAUUCACUUUCCAAACUGAAAUGCCAAAUCAUGCUAUUCCACCGCAGCAAGAAAGCAUCUGGUCUGUUAACACUGUCACUAAUACAAUGGUCGAAGGAAGAUGACGGCUAUGUUUUUUCAUUUUUGUUUUCCUUCGUUUGCAGCUGAUUUUGUUGUUAUUUUCCAAGAUAUUAGCCUACGUUUGGUCGUUUGGAUUUCUAAUCAGGAUAGGAUCGCAUAGAAUAGGAUAUGAAACCUAAGGAUUUUACUAUAUCCUAUUAACUGUCUGAUGAUUACGGUAAUAAAGUUAGAUAUAUACAUAUUAUAUCAUUAUACAUUA
Molecule: messenger RNA, 2837 nt
Organism: Eucalyptus grandis
Lineage: Eukaryota; Viridiplantae; Streptophyta; Magnoliopsida; Myrtales; Myrtaceae
Product: G-type lectin S-receptor-like serine/threonine-protein kinase At1g61430
Exons: 7
Coding region: 1729-2622 (297 amino acids)
Biological process (GO): protein phosphorylation; recognition of pollen
Molecular function (GO): ATP binding; protein serine/threonine kinase activity
Source: RefSeq, a predicted model, not a curated record